AUGGCCACACCGAUCACGGAGCAGCAAGUGGUGGCGACGUACAAAAGUCUGCGGGCUGAGGUGCGGCAGCUGGGCGAGAAGAUCGCUGAGCUGGAGGCAGAGUCGACCGAGCACGACCGAGUGAUCCAGACGCUGAAGGAGCUGCCGAAGGAUCGCAAGGCGUAUCGCAUGGUGGGUGGCGUGCUGGUCGAGCGGACGGUCGAAGAGGUGUUGCCAGCGGUGGCGUCCAAUCGGGACGGCAUUGCACAGGUGCUGGCACAGCUGAACGACAGCAUAAAGCAGAAGGAGAAGGCGGCCGACGAGUGGCAGCGGAAGUACAACAUUCAGGUCCAGCAGUGA
Hyaloperonospora brassicae is the source of this 339-nucleotide messenger RNA. The record is from the annotation of a GenBank genome assembly. NCBI's taxonomy places the organism in Eukaryota, Oomycota, Peronosporomycetes, Peronosporales, Peronosporaceae.